This is a messenger RNA of Cicer arietinum (chickpea), 1882 nucleotides long. RefSeq lists its product as uncharacterized. NCBI's taxonomy places the organism in Eukaryota, Viridiplantae, Streptophyta, Magnoliopsida, Fabales, Fabaceae. The record is from RefSeq and is a predicted model, not a curated record.
CAUGCAACGUGACUACAAAAAUAAAAAAUCAGUGUAAAAAAAAAAAACAUAAAUAUGAGCCACAUGUUACAACUACUGAAUCUUAUCAUCAUUUAGUAGUUCGACAAACUGGGUAACGUCUCAGUCGACUCUCCAUCUCUCUAUUAUGGACUGUUUCCGUCACCCAUCUCUUUCACUGCCACCUCAUUACGUAGUCAAGUUCUCAACAACAACACAGCACCACAUUUUGUUUCUCAUUAAUAAAUUAUAGUAAUUUGGCUAGAGCUGUCGAGGAAGCGGUAAGCAAGUCCAAGAUUCAAUCUCUACAACUAACAUUUUUCACUCUUUUGUUGGUGUAAUAUUAAGUAAAACGAUUUAUGAUAACAUAGCUUGUAACUACUAACAUUAGUCUAUAAAACAAAAUUCUUGUAACUCUAACCUUAUCCAUAACCUUCACUUUACCACACAUACACACCAAAUUAAGCAACAAAACAAUCCAUUAUGUCGAAUUCUUCUUGCUCAAGUUCAAGCGAAUAUCUCCAAACCCUCUUAACCUCAGCUAAACCUUUCCUCCGUAACGAACUAAACACCAUUGACAAAAACCUCCCUUCCUUAAUCACCAUCCUUCAUUCACACGGUGCAUCAGAAUGUUGGCACAAACACGGUACUUUCCUCGAACACCUUACCGACAUUUUCCGAAUCCUCCACCUUUGGAAAUGCCAACACUUUGUUUCACUCUUUGGUCUCUUCCACUCAGCUUACUCCAAUUCCUACGUUAACCUCGCCAUCUUCGAUCCUUCAACUUCUCGCGAUCUUGUUUGCAAACACGUUGGCGUAGAAGCCGAACGUUUGAUUCAUUUGUUCUGUGUUGUUCCUAGACAAACUCUUAUUCAUGAUGAUCUUCUUUUUCAUUACACUGAUUCAGAGCUUUUGAAUGAUCUUAAGGAAUCAGAGAUUUCUCUUAGGGAUGCAAAGGAGAAGGGUGUUUUUGAUGGGGGAGAAAAAUGGAGGAAGAAAUUGCAGGGUCUUGUUCCGGUGAAUGGUGUAAAUGUGAAGCAUAUUAGAACGGGUGAAGAUUUGAAUGUUUCUAGAAGAGUUGUUGCUGUUUUUGUUAUGAUGACAAUGGCUGAUUUUAGUGACCAACUUUUCGGUUUUCAAGAUAUGUUGUUUGCGAAUUUUGAUGGUAAGCUUGAGUUUAAAGGGAACAAUUUUGGAACUCUUUGGCCUGGGAAUGGUGAACCUGGUUUAUGGUUGAAUUCGAUUUCGAGAAUGGGAUCACUUUACAAUUUGAUUUUGAGAGAGGAAGAGAUUUUUAUAGAAGAGAAGAAGAAAAGGGGUGCUAUGGUUGGUGUUGAUUGUGAGAGAGAUGAAGAUAUUGAGUUAGUUGUGCCACCAGUUUUUGAUAAAUGCACAAAGGUUUUGGAUGCAAGGGAUCAAAUAGUUGCAAGGGAUUUGUAUUGGGAAGGUGUGAAUUGUGAAGAGGGGUUGGAGAAGAGUGAGGAGUUGUUGGUGAAGAGUAUUGAGAAGAAUCCAUUUGUGGGAGAGCCUUAUGUUGUGUUGAGUCAAGUUUAUUUGACUAAAGGAAGAUUUGAAGAGGCCGAGAGAGAAGCUGAGAGAGGGUUGGGUCUUUUGCUUGAAUGGGGGUGUCAUUGGGAUAAAAGGGUUUCUUGGGAAGGGUGGAUUUCUUGGAGUAGGGUUUUGUUGAUGAAGGCUAAAGAGAAAUCUUGGCCUAAUACUUCAUGGGGUAUCCUCAAUUUGGGGCUUGUAAAGUAAGGUUGCUUGAGUUUAUAUGUGUGGCUUAACAUAUCAAAAUAAUUAUAGGUUAGAGUUAGUAUAAAGUUUGGUGUUUAUAAUAAGUGAAAUAAAUGAAUGGAGUUGAAAAUACAAUACUUAUUUUUCUUUC